CAGAGUUCCUUACUAACGGAAGAAAAUAAAAAAGCUACGAAAGAGAGUUUUUUGAUUGUUUUGCCAGGCGCUCAAAGAGGUUUGAAGAAAAUCUAAAAAUUUUGAAACCCUAACUCGAGCUAAUUCUUAUAUUUCCUUUCUGAUUAGAACUUGGAGGUUGAAGAAUGCCGAAGGUGAAAACAAACCGUGUUAAGUACCCAGAUGGCUGGGAAUUAAUUGAGCCUACUAUUCGUGAGCUGCAAGCAAAGAUGAGAGAAGCUGAGAAUGAUCCUCAUGAUGGUAAGAGAAAAUGUGAGACAUUAUGGCCUAUUUUUAAAAUAGCACAUCAAAAGAGUCGCUACAUUUUUGACCUUUACCACCGGAGGAAGGAAAUAUCCAAGGAGUUGUAUGAGUUCUGCCUGGAUCAAGGCCAUGCUGACCGUAAUCUAAUUGCAAAGUGGAAAAAGCCGGGGUAUGAACGUCUCUGCUGCUUACGAUGCAUUCAACCACGGGAUCACAAUUUUGCUACCACAUGUGUGUGCCGAGUGCCAAAGCACCUGAGAGAGGAGAAAGUUAUAGAGUGUGUCCAUUGCGGUUGUGGGGGCUGUGCAAGUGGGGACUGAUUCUUAUCUUCUUCCAAGAAUGGCAAGAUCUUUGUACCAUGUAUUUUUCAGCAAUCUGUGUAAACUUUCGCUUGUCUUAAUCAGCCUUAGGCUGGACCUUUGCAACUGGUAUUAGUAUUUCUUUCUAACUGAGGCUGCUGUGACAAGUUGUUUUGAUAAUCAACCAAACAUAACUUAAAAGCAUAGUUGGAAAAUCUUGGCCAA
Alnus glutinosa is the source of this 806-nucleotide messenger RNA. RefSeq names its product protein BUD31 homolog 2. Gene Ontology annotation, cellular component: spliceosomal complex; nucleus. The transcript is spliced from 4 exons. NCBI's taxonomy places the organism in Eukaryota, Viridiplantae, Streptophyta, Magnoliopsida, Fagales, Betulaceae. The record is from RefSeq and is a predicted model, not a curated record. Bases 165 to 602 code for a protein of 145 amino acids. Gene Ontology annotation, biological process: mRNA splicing, via spliceosome.